AUGGUAGAACUAGGCAGACUCAUAACCGCAAUGAUUACGCCCUUCGAUGAAGAUGGCGCAGUGGACUUCGACGAGGCAGGACGCCUUGCAUCCGCCCUCGUGGAUUCCGGUAGCGACGGUCUUGUGAUUACCGGCACGACGGGCGAGACUCCCACACUCUCUUUCGAUGAGAAGCUGGGGAUGUACGAGGCGACCAAGAAGGCUGUCGGCGACCGCGCUGCGAUUAUCGCGGGCACGACCGGCUACAAUACGGCAGAAGGCAUCGCCCUGAGCAAGGAAGCCGAGGCGCUUGGCGUUGACGGCAUACUUAUGACGGUUCCGUCAUAUAAUAAGCCGCCGCAGGAAGGACUGUACCAGCACUUCAAGACGAUAGCGGAAAACGUCAGUCUGCCCUGUGUGCUAUACAAUGUGCCGAGCCGCACCGCCCUGAAUAUGACCGACGAGACCACCGUGCGCCUCAGCCACAUCGACAACAUUGUCGGUACGAAAGAAGCCAGCAGCGACCCGGUGCAGAUUACGAAGAUAAUCCGCGACACCGACGACGACUUCAAGGUGUGGAGCGGCAACGACGACGAGACAUUCCCCAUAAUGUGCUCGGGCGGCUACGGCAUCGUUAGCGUGGCAUCCCACCUCGUCGGCAGCCAGAUAAAGACGAUGAUGGGCCUGAUUUUGGAAGGCGACAUAGAAAGCGCGGCUGCCGAACACCUGCGCCUGUUCGAACUCUUCAAGAUACUGUUCGUCGUUACCAACCCCAUCCCGGUGAAAUACUGCGUGGGCAAAGUAGGCUUUAAUGUCGGGCAGCCGCGCCUGCCGCUCAUUCCGCCGGAUGAGGGCACUGCAGCGACGCUUGACGCGGUCGUGUCGCGGUACAAUAUCGACCUGAGACUGCCCGUUGCAGUCGGAGGCGACGACUAA
Molecule: messenger RNA, 915 nt
Organism: Geodia barretti
Lineage: Eukaryota; Metazoa; Porifera; Demospongiae; Tetractinellida; Geodiidae
Source: the annotation of a GenBank genome assembly